Messenger RNA from Dentiscutata erythropus, 186 nucleotides. The record is from the annotation of a GenBank genome assembly. Lineage: Eukaryota; Fungi; Glomeromycota; Glomeromycetes; Diversisporales; Gigasporaceae.
ACUAGUGCUCCUAGGUCCAGUCUGGGUCUGGUCCAGUCCAAGUCUUGUCCGGGAUCGAACCAGACUCAGACUCAAAAUUUCACUAGUUUUGAACUUCAGACCAGACUUAAACUUAAUUAUAAGUUUGGUCCAACUAGUUCAAGUCUGAAUUUAUUGUACAUGUAUAUAUUUAUUUUUGAACUUUGA